AUGGGCAGCAUUACGUUACUUGUGGGAAGCAUAUUAUUGAUCCUAUUAUUUUGCUCUCUCGUCCAAUCACGUUCUUACACGUCAUAUUCGAAAAUCCAACUUCCCGGCGAUUCUCUAACUCUUUCCGUUACCGAUUUCGGCGCCACCGGCGAUGGUAUCAACUACGACUCCUCCGCGAUUCAGUCAACCAUUGACGCCUGCAACCGUCACUACGCAUCGUCUUCUUCAAUCUGCCGCGUCGUUUUCCCUUCCGGCACCUAUUUGACCGCCAAGCUCCAUCUCCGAUCUGGCGUCGUUCUCGAUGUCACGGAGAACGCAGUUCUUCUCGGUGGUCCGAGGAUCGAGGAUUAUUAUCCUGCGGAGACUUCGUCGGAUUGGUACGUGGUUGUGGCGAACAACGCGACUGACGUUGGAAUCACCGGCGGAGGAGCGAUCGAUGGGCAGGGAUCGAAGUUCGUGGUCAGAUUCGAUGAGAAGAAGAACGUGAUGGUGAGCUGGAAUCAGACUGGUGCUUGUUUGGGUGAUGAGUGUAGACCUAGGCUUGUUGGUUUCGUUGAUUCGAGAAACGUUGAGAUCUGGAACAUCACACUACGUGAGCCUGCUUAUUGGUGGUUAGUUUUGAAAACUUCUGCUUUUGAGAAUUUAGGCUUCUGUUCUGUGAUUGCUCAAUGUUCGAUAAUAUAG
This is a messenger RNA of Camelina sativa (false flax), 684 nucleotides long. The record is from RefSeq and is a predicted model, not a curated record. Lineage: Eukaryota; Viridiplantae; Streptophyta; Magnoliopsida; Brassicales; Brassicaceae.